Molecule: messenger RNA, 1192 nt
Organism: Neltuma alba
Lineage: Eukaryota; Viridiplantae; Streptophyta; Magnoliopsida; Fabales; Fabaceae
Product: xyloglucan endotransglucosylase/hydrolase protein 24-like
Exons: 3
Coding region: 1-876 (291 amino acids)
Biological process (GO): cell wall biogenesis; xyloglucan metabolic process
Cellular component (GO): cell wall; apoplast
Molecular function (GO): xyloglucan:xyloglucosyl transferase activity; hydrolase activity, hydrolyzing O-glycosyl compounds
Source: RefSeq, a predicted model, not a curated record
AUGGCUUCUCCUCCUCCUCUUUCGUUAUUGCUUGGGAUUUUGCUGGUUUAUUCUCUGCUGCUGUCUGGUUCUGCUAAGGUUGUCUCUGCCGGGAGCUUUUAUCAGGAUGUUGACAUAACAUGGGGAGACGGCCGAGGUAAGAUCCUUAACAAUGGCCAAGUUCUUACUCUGUCUCUCGAUAAGGCCUCUGGCUCUGGGUUUCAGUCCAAAAAACAGUUCCUCUAUGGCAAAAUCGACAUGCAAAUCAAGCUCGUGCCUGGGAAUUCAGCUGGCACAGUCACAGCUUAUUACUUACGUUCUGAAGGAUCAUCUUGGGAUGAAAUAGACUUUGAGUUCUUGGGGAACUUAAGUGGAGAUCCUUAUAUAGUUCAUACGAACGUGUAUACUCAGGGCAAAGGUGACAGAGAGCAACAGUUCUAUCUCUGGUUCGACCCAACUGCAAAUUUUCACACAUACUCCAUUCUUUGGAAUCCUCAACAUGUCGUAUUCUAUGUUGAUGGGAGGCCAAUAAGGGAGUUCAAGAACAUGGAAGGUGUGGGUGUGCCAUAUCCUAAGAACCAGGCUAUGAGAUUGUAUUCGAGUCUGUGGAAUGCAGAUGACUGGGCUACAAGAGGAGGACUGGUGAAGACAGAUUGGUCCAAAGCUCCUUUCACUGCUUCUUACAGAAACUUCAAGGCGGAUGCUUGUGUGUGGUCUAAUGGCGUUUCUUCCUGCAGUUCUAACUCUUCUGGUAAUGCCUGGCUAACUCAGCAGCUUGAUGCUAAUGAUCAGAGAAGGCUCAGGUGGGCGAAGAAGAAGUUGAUGAUCUAUAAUUAUUGUACUGACACAAAGCGAUUCCCUCAGGGCCUUCCUCUCGAGUGCACUGUCAAGUCAUAAACCAACCACUCAACUUUUACUUUCCCAACUUUGAAUGUAUAUUUCUGUAUUCUUUUCUUGAAUGCUGAUUUGAUGUUGACGUGAGUUCAGAAUUCAGAUGGCAUUCCUUAUUUAAAUAAAUGCUAAUGAAACUUGGAAAUGAAUGGAGAAUAGAACAAGGAUUCGAUUAUUAUAUGAUCAAGUUUCCUUUUUGCUUAGUUAAACUCAUAAGAGGGUGCGCUAGACUGCUAUGUAACCAAUUGGACGCACGCAACAUGUUACAGCGUAGAAUCAUCCUCUGACAUUUCAUGUAAUUGGAUUCUUCAAUUUCUUUUAA